AUGGCGAGUAGCGAUGGGUCUUGGAAACGGUGGUGGUUCAAGUGGUGGCCCUUCCUCUGCCUCCUCAUCCCGACGGCUCUCAGCAUCACACUCCUCGUCGCUUCCAUCCAGGAAUGGACCUUUUCGAAACCCGCGUCCGACUUCAUCCGGACCAACCGCGCCUCCGUGCAGCUGGCUAUACAGGUCCUGUCGGCCCUGCUGGCCCUCAUCCACAGCGUUGCCGUCUGCAACCUGGUGGCGAAUAGCGGGAGACUGCGCCUCGCCAGCAGGGGCUCUUUUACCAUGGGCCAGCUGAAAGGCUGGGCCCAGAUGGCCGCCCCCAAGAUGGCGCUCAACGUCCCGAUGCUCUACUUCAUCCUCGCCAGCCUCGUCACGUCGCUCAGCAUCGUCUCGGCGGCCUUUUGGGUCGGCGUCAUGACGCCCGUCGAAGGCAGGGCUUUCUCCAACGGAACCAUUGCCAUCCCGUCCUUCGCCAGCCUCAGCCUGAUGGGCGAGUAUCCCUCCGAGGCGAAGCUGCCCGAGGGCCAGCGGGGAGCCCCCGAAAGCUUUACCGAAUACGGCUUUUUCACCUACAAGUUUGUUUACGUCGGCCGUUCGUACGGAACCGGAGCCGCGGUGGGCAUCCGGGACAAGGACAUUUCGGAAGCUUACUUUCCAGCAGGCCGGCCCACGUCCUACCAGUACCUCGAAACGAGCUACAACAUCUCGGCCUCUUGCGGCUACAACGCUAGCGCCGACUUCAGGAUCGGAAAGGCGAGUCCGGCGUUCCCCUGGGUCUAUCCGGCCCGAGGCCGCCUCCCCAACAGCACGAUCGAAAAGUAUUCCUCCUACUUUGGGAUGACACCAAAGGCCAUCGUCGCCAUGGGCGUGGCCGCCGGGAUCCGGAGGCCGCGCUACGUGGGCAUCGCGGCGGGAGAGUUCUACAAGCAGCUCAACACCAUCCAGUGCGAAAUGGAAUUCCGGCCAGCCCGCUUCAACGUGACGGUGGGCCUGACGAACCGCACCAUUUCAGUUUCCAACCCCGCCCGAGAUGGCCGCGGCCGCGGCGAGGUCGCCGAGACGGAUCCGUCCGGGCUCGUAACCCAGAUCCUCAUUCGCCAGUUCGAGCUGAUCGCGAACGACAUGACGAACCUGCACGAAUCGGUAGUGGCGGGCGCCCUGCUCACAAGCGCCCGGGCGUGGAAGCUCUAUCACAACCAACUCCACCGACGAGGCCGAGUACACGCUCCGGGGCGUGGAAAAUUCCCUGAUCGCCAUGGCGGACGACAUGCUCGCCCUGUACGGCGCGGCGCAGCUGAUGGUCGGGAAUUUCGAGCAGCGCACGACGGUCGGCGUGGCCUUGUCCGUCCUGAAGCUCGGGGUGUGGCAAGACAUUCUUUCAAGACAUCAAAUAUCUUGUGUACCAUCUAUUCCAGUGACGUGAUUCAUCUAGGGAGUGAUGUUGUGAAUUGUUGUGUUUGUAGUGCCAUCCGUCAAAGUUUUCAGGUCCCUAGCCGGGCUUUCCCAUGCCAGGCUCUAUCACGCAUGGAGACUACCAAUUCAGCAUAUAUGCUCUUCCUUCACGACCGGGCAUUAUCUUGUCGACGAGAGACAUUGCUCGGCGACACAAGCAGCACUAGUAGGAUUCACUGUUUGGUCCAUCUUUUCAACUCGCGGGACAAUAUGCGCCACUUGGGCGUCGUCGUUUACGCCCUUGCCGCCCUCCUGGCCGCGAAUGAGGCCACCGCCGCAGCUCUUGCCGUCGACGGCAGCGGCAGGGCGCCGAAUCGGCGGAACGAGAGGAGGUCCGCCGGAGAAGUCGGCAGUGGAAACAGUCGCUGCGAGCUGAUCGGGCGCAAUUCGCAUUACAUCUUUCUCGACUCCUGGGGGCCAAGCGAGAACGGGACUUCUGCCCCUGCCUGCGCCGUCGGGCUGCGCGAGCAGCUGGUGGCGCGGUGCUGCAAGCACGUCAACAACUGGGAGUGCCGCGCGGGAGGGGGGGAUGCGGCGCCAGGGCUGCACGUGGCUUUCACGUUUGGCAUCUUCUGCAAGCGGCCGGAACACUGCGUCGAGGACUCCAUCCUGGCUGCGGCGCCGACCGACUGGGGCGAGACUGUGAUCUUGUGCGAAUGA
This is a messenger RNA of Gaeumannomyces tritici R3-111a-1, 2112 nucleotides long. RefSeq lists its product as hypothetical. Bases 1 to 2112 code for a protein of 703 amino acids. Lineage: Eukaryota; Fungi; Ascomycota; Sordariomycetes; Magnaporthales; Magnaporthaceae. The record is from RefSeq and is a predicted model, not a curated record. The transcript has 5 exons.